AAGCACCAACGAUGAGAAUUCAGACAAAAGAAAACAUUUUUGUUGUACAAACGUAGAGAUUUUCAUUUCCUCUGUGCUUCCCCUCCGUGCCGUGCCCGUGAGGAUCAUUUUAACUGGUUCAGAUUUCACAACUCUCUUUCUACGCAAUUUGAUUCUUCAUCAUAUCUCUUUUUACACCAACAUACAGGAGCCAGUAUUUCCACGAAAAUCCAAAUCUUGGGCAUAUUUUCGCGACCAAAUCGAGGCGAAGAAUCUCAAGUUUGGUUGAAACUCGUGUAAAUCGGAGGUGGGCGGCGGCGGCGGCGGUUGAUCGGUGAAGGCGAGCGAAAAUGGCGGCGAGAUCAACCGUGUCGUUGAUCAGGAAAGCAGUUCCAACGGCAAGGACAACAGCAGCCGCCACGACGUCGUAUAUAUCAUCCUCGAUUUUCACGAAUUACCCUCUCAUCUCUGCUCUCGUUGCCUUCACCGUUGCCCAAUCCAUCAAAUUCUUCACCGUCUGGUACAAGGAAAGACGGUGGGAUCCCAAGCAACUUAUUGGAUCUGGUGGUAUGCCUUCGUCCCAUUCAGCAACUGUAACUGCUCUGGCAGUUGGUGUCGGUUUGCAGGAGGGAUUUGGAGGUUCACUCUUUGCUACAUCAUUGAUUUUAGCAUGUGUGGUGAUGUAUGACGCUACAGGUGUAAGAUUACAUGCGGGACGCCAAGCAGAGGUCCUGAAUCAAAUUGUAUAUGAACUUCCUGCUGAACACCCUCUUGCAGAAAGCAGACCACUGCGCGAACUUCUGGGCCAUACCCCCCCUCAGGUCGUUGCCGGUGGAUUGUUGGGAGUUGUCACAGCAGCAAUUAUUCAUAUGAUUGCAUACAUUGGAACUCAAGCAAGAUAAACUAUGAUAAUCAAACCGCAGCACUUUUAGCCAAGUUUCACAGAUCUGUAAUUUCGCUUCUAGAUUGUUUGAGAUGGUGUUUAUGUUUUACAGUGGACAUUCUUGUGUGCAAAUACCUUCUUUCCCUCAAAUACAAGGGAAGAGAGGGUGACAAGGAGAAAUGAUAAUGGCAGUUCACUGUAACUUGUAAAAUGUUAGGGUACCUCUGAUGUUCAUUAAAUCAAUAUGAAGUGUCCAGUGGAAUUUAUACUGA
This is a messenger RNA of Ipomoea triloba (trilobed morning glory), 1134 nucleotides long. RefSeq lists its product as uncharacterized. The transcript has 5 exons. Lineage: Eukaryota; Viridiplantae; Streptophyta; Magnoliopsida; Solanales; Convolvulaceae. Bases 330 to 881 code for a protein of 183 amino acids. The record is from RefSeq and is a predicted model, not a curated record.